Messenger RNA from Plasmopara halstedii, 159 nucleotides. RefSeq lists its product as uncharacterized. The record is from RefSeq and is a predicted model, not a curated record. The transcript has 2 exons. NCBI's taxonomy places the organism in Eukaryota, Oomycota, Peronosporomycetes, Peronosporales, Peronosporaceae. Bases 1 to 159 code for a protein of 52 amino acids.
AUGAGCAUAGUUCAAUGCUACUUGGAAGUGUGCAAGGUCCAACGGGUGCCGCUGGACGGCCUACGUAAGUUUAGUGCGCGAGAAAUAUUUCUUGCACGAACAGCCAAAGCUUUCGAUGCUGCACAAUUGGACGGGACACUAAAUGGCAUAAGAAAUUGA